Pediculus humanus corporis (human body louse) is the source of this 846-nucleotide messenger RNA. RefSeq lists its product as uncharacterized. NCBI's taxonomy places the organism in Eukaryota, Metazoa, Arthropoda, Insecta, Psocodea, Pediculidae. Bases 1 to 846 code for a protein of 281 amino acids. The record is from RefSeq and is a predicted model, not a curated record. The transcript is spliced from 2 exons.
AUGUUGACAAGACGAGAAAAGCUUUUAACAAGGCCUUGGCAAUUAAGAAGAUAUAAUUAUCAUAAAAAAAAGUUGGUAAAUGCUGUCUCGGUUAUAGAUAUUGGUCCCCCGGCAGAAAGAGAUCAUGUAACGAUAAAAUUAAAAAAACUUCAAAAGGAAAGAGAAAGACAAAUGAAAAUUGAAGAUGAAAAUUUUAUACUUUUACAACAUUUAGGAUCAAUAAUGUCGAAGAAAAGAGUGGAUAAUUAUUGGGAAAAAGAACCGCCGACAUUUUUAAGAAGAGUGAGCAUCUAUCACAAAACAAGAAGUCCGUCACCUUGUUUGGAAAUAUCACCGGAAUCAACGCCGAAAAAAUCAACGAGAAAAUUAAAAUGUUCAGCAUGCACUCCCCAACCUGAAAAAAUAACAUCGGGUCCCGAAGAAAGAAUACCGUGGGCACCACCGAAAAAAAUUUUAACAAAACGUUUAAGUAAAUCAGCCGUUUGUCCCGUAUUAUCCGAUUUUGAUUUUCCUAAAAUUCAUCAAAAAUCAAUAUCAACAAAAUCUAUAGAAAAAUCUAAUAAAAAUUAUUCCGAAUCUUCUAUUCAAAAAUUUUCAAAAAAAGAUAAUAAUGAUAAUAAUAAUAAAUGUGAAAUAAUUGAAAAAAAUUCAAAUUUGCCAUUUUUAAACGAUAGCAAAACAAAAAAAAACGUUAAAUCUGAUCAAAGCGUUAUACUUCGUCAGGGUAAAUUAAAAAUAAUCGUUAAUUUUCCAUCAUUUGCUGAAAUAAAAGUUCUUAAGGGUAAAACAGAAAAAUAUUUACAAAGAAAUUUUUGCGAAUGUAAAAGUUUUCAAUCCGUUAAAUAA